AUGUCAAGGUUCUUGGAUCAGAGAAUUCUGUUGCUAGUAAUUUCAUUUUCAGCAAGUGUGCAGAGUACAAAGGUGCUUUCAAAAUGGAAGAAGUGUGGUGAUCCGGAAUGUGAGAAGGCAAUGAGCCGAGUUCAAGCCACUACCGACUACUUAGGGCCUGACUGCCGGUAUCUUAACUUCAAAACAGGGGAGGAGAUCAUCGUAUACUCCAAACUUUCAAGGGAAAAUGAAAACUUGUGGACAGGAAGUAAAGGAAAGGAUUUUGGCUAUUUCCCAAGACAUGCUGUGGAGGUUGAAGAAGUUUUAAUUGGAGAAGAAGUUGAAGUGUUCACUAAGGAAACUGAUUUCCUUUGUCUUAAUGAAGAUAAGUACAAUUUUGAAAAUGAAGAUAACACAUUACAUGAUCACAAAAAAGAAAGUGAAUAUUCAUUGUCUGAUGCAGAAUCAAAGCUGCAUGAAAAAAACCUCUUAAAAUAUACAAGAGACCCCAUACAAAAUGAAGAAAGAACUGAAUCAGUUUCUGAAAAUGACUCAGAGGAAUCUCACAUUGAGGAGUCUAUAAACAAAAAGUUGGUUACAAAAGAUGAUACUGAAGAGCCACAAAUGCAAAAUAGUCUCCCAGUAGAACCUGUUCAAACUCAGUCUAGUUGGAUUUCAGGAUGGUUCACCACAGAAACUGAUGAAGAGCCCUUAAAAGCUGUUACUGAAUCUUCAGAAGCAAGUAAUUAUCAAGGCAGAGAAACAGAGGUAGCAGCUGAAAAUUACAGCUUUACAGAUUUACAGGAGUCAAAUGAUAAGAAGGAACAAGAACCCCCUGCAUCUGGUUGGUUUGAAGGUGGACUGACAAGCUUUCUGUAUUUUGGUGAAAAGAAUGAAGAUGUUGAUUUGGCAUCAGAAAAGAAUGAUCCACAAACCCAUGAUGUCUCUGGUGUGCCCGAGCAUUCUAGUACUGAACAGGGAACAACAGCCACUGAGGUAUUGCCUCAAGAAGAAACGAGUGGAAGCCAAGAAUCCAAAUCAAAUUGGUUUAAUUUGGGUUUAAGUGAUGUUCUUAAUUUUGGCCAUGCUGAGGAAGCUACAAUUGCUACAGAGGACCAGAGAAGCAGAGAAACAACGGUUCAAGCAAAUAAGAAUGAGGAAGAGCAGACUUUAGACCAGAAAGAAUUACAUAUGGGCAAAGAAUCAAAGGAAACAUUUAAUGCGGUGACAGAUGAAGGAGAUGAGAAUUAUGCACAAGAAAUAAAAGAUUCAAACAGUAACAGACCAAAUCCUGGGGAGGUACCAGCAUGUGCACAUACUCUUAAUGACACCAAAAACACCUCAAAUAGCAGAGAAUCAUCUUUUGAUACACUAACACAUGACAAAGAGAAGCCAAAUGAACUUCACAGCUCAGAAGAAGACUUGGUAUCAGAAAGCCAACUGCUGAGAAAUAGUGGAGCUGAAAAGAAAAAUCAGGAGUCAGAAAGCAGACGUGGCCAAUCAGGAGUAGGCAGAAGAAAGCUACUAGAAGAAACACCAGAGAAGGAGUAUGAAAUGUAUGUAGCUGAAGACAGUGAACAUGACAGUGAUCAAGAUUCAAAAGCAACAGCCAUUGCUUCAGUAAAUUCUGAAACAAAAAUGGACGGUUCAGCAUCUGACUCUGAGGCUGAUGUCAAAACGUCUUUCUCUGAUGCCAUCCAGAACUAUGUUCCAAGUAAUGAAGGAGGCUGGAUACAUCAGAUAUUUGAUUGCUUGAAUGCUCUUGAGUUCAGAGAAACAAUAAAAUCUGCAUCAUCAGCAGUGGUGAUUAUCAUCCAAACGGCUGUGGCUUCACUGCCUGAAGAUAUGAGACCUGGGCCUGAUCUGUAUGGUUUCCCGUGGGAAAUAGUGAUUUGUGCUGGCAUUGUUGGAGCCUUGACCAUUCUGCUGUUCCUGUACAGAAGUUAUCAAUCAGUUAGAAGUCGACUUUAUGUAGGAAGGGAAAAACAGCUUGCCAAUAAAGUUGCUGAACUAGUUGAAGAAAAAUGCAAAAUUCUUGAAAAACUCAGCCUCUGCAAAAAAGAGUUUGAAGAUUUACAAUUGUCUCUGAAGGAUGGUAACACUACGAAAGAAUCAACAGAUGCAUCUUUUAUUGAGAAAAUGCAUGAAAAGCUGAACAAGUCAAACUUGAAACUGAACGAGGAAAUAGAGAAUCUGGAAAAAGAACUGGAAGAAGAAAAAUCAAAGCAGUUGGAAAAUGAUACCUUGGUGGCUGAAAUUCAGGAGAAAGUGGAGUCUUUAGAGAAUGAAGAAAAAUCUAUCCAGUCACAAAUUGAUGAGGCCAAGUCCACCUUAAAAGUGUAUCAGAUUAAUACUGAGAGACUCAAGACAUCUGUUCAAGAUGCAGUAGAUGAAAACAGCCAUCUCCAGGAAAGUGAAAAACAGCUUUUACAGGAAGCUGAAGGAUGGGGUGAACGACUUAGUGAACUAAAUGAACAAACAAAGAUGUUUGAGUCUUCUAAAACAGAUGUAGAAGAAGUUUUGAAAAAUAAAGAGAGUCAAAUCAAGUCACUGACACAAUAUAUACUGAACAUGAAAGACUGGAGUUCAGCAAUAAAAGAGGAUGGUGACACUGAAGACAACCACUGGGACACAGAUAUAAAGGGGGAAGCAGAGAAUGGAGAGCACUUGGAUGAUGAGCAAAAACGAACUGUAAAGAAAUUGAUCUAUGCUGCAAAGUUAAAUGCUUGUUUAAAGACCAUGGAAGCAGAAAGAGACCAAAUGUAUUCAAAACUGUCUGAUGAAAAUAAAGCUAAAGAAGAACUUAUGGAACGCAUAGAAACCCUCCAAAGCCAGCAAGCUUCCUUGCAGUCUGAAAAUGAAUCUUUUGAAAGCGAAGUUCAAAAGCUUCAGCAGAAGCUUAAAGUAAUGACUGAGCUUUAUCAGGAAAAUGAAAUGAAACUACACAGGAAGUUGACAGUAGAAGAGAGGGAACGUCUACAGAAGGAAGAAAAACUUUCUAAAGUAGAUGAAAAAAUUAUUCAUGCUGCUGAAGAACUUAACAGCUACAGAGAGCGAGCAAAGGACCUGGAAGAGGAGCUGGAGAGAACCAUUCGUUCUUAUGAGAAUCAGAUUACUUCACAUGAGAAAAAAGCUCAUGAUAAUUGGCUGACAGCCCGAGCAGCUGAAAGACACCUCAAUGAUAUAAAAAAAGAAAAUGCACAUAACAGACAAAAAUUAACUGAAGCAGAAUUUAAACUUGAACUUUUAGAAAAAGACCCUUAUGCUCUUGAUAUUCCAAUGAGACCAUUUGGCAGAGAGCAUUCCCCAUAUGGACCCUCACCAAUGGGCCGGCCUUCAUCUGAAACAAGAGCUUUUCUUUCCCCUCCAACUUUAUUGGAGGGUCCUUUAAGGCUUUCACCUAUGCUUCCAGGUGGAGGAGGAGGAAGAGGAUCCAGAGGACCAGCUGCCAUGUACGAAGCUGGAAGUGAAAGAGGAGAGCUGAAUUCUGAUAGAUUAACAGAUGCCCACAGACCACCAUCAGAUACUGGAUCCCUGUCUCCUCCUUGGGAGAGAGAACGCAGGAUAAUUCUGCCUCCACCAGGUGAGCCUUAUGCUGAUCCAGCUCUUCCUGCUCGAAGACAAGAAAGAUUUUUCCCUAAUCCUCCAAAUACUGGAAGACUUUCUGGACCAGCAGAACUACGAGCUUACAAUGUUCAGUCUUUUGAUAAAACAGAUGGACAGACAUCUUCAGAACAUAGUCCACGAACAGAACCAAGUGGAGAGGGGAUGAAGGAUCAUUCUAACCUUAGUAACUCGCUCCCUGAUCAGUCGCUGGCGCCUGAAAGUGAAGCUGUGGCUUCAGGGUUUGCACCCCCACCUUUCCCUCCAGUCAGACCCCCGCUGAUGCCUGUGGAUCCCAGAGCACCACCAGUACCUUUCAUGAGGAGAGGCCCUCCUUUUCCUCCUCCUCCUCCUGCUGCCAUCUACGGGCCACGGGAAUGCUUUCCAGGGCCACGGGAAGGCUUUCCAGCACGGGACUUCGGGCCUCCGCGCCCUCCGCUGCCAAUAAGAAAUCCAUUUCCAAUGAGACCUUAUCCUCACUAUCCACCUCCACGACCUGGAUUUUUGCCUCCACCACCUCCUCCUGAAAAUAGAGUUGAACCAUCUCAGUCAAAUCCAUCAGCUGUAGAACCAGAACCACAGCAGGAGACUUGACAGUCAUCUGGGGAAUGUCCUGAACCAGUUUUGUGCUCUCCUACUGGCAUUUUUCCUUAUGUUAAGUAACCAUUGUUACUUAGGUCUAUACAAAGUACUUCGCUCAAAUUGAAGCUUAAUAGGAAAAAUUCUCAGGAUAGUAUUUUGUAAAUAAAGAAUUAAAUACCUAUGAAUAUUGUGAAUAAGUGAUUUCCACUGUACAAUAGUCAUUUUAAAUUACGCAUUUCUAACUUGAGUAGUCUCUUCAGAGGUGUAUAAAAUUAAAUCAUGUGAAUCUUAUUGUAAAAGUCCAGCUGCUUUGUGCUGGUUGAGCUGUACAGGGAGUCUCUCUGCAUGCCAAAAGUGAUGCUUGCUGCUUUAUGAAUAGGAUGUGAAAACAAAUGGAAACAGUUAAUAAAAAUCUACAGAAAAUGAAAGCAAUGUCACUGGUAACAUGGUAUAAUAGAUAGGUAAAGAUGAAUAACCAUGAUUCUUCACUAGAGUCCCCUCUGUUCAUGGCCUCCUAGGUGAUCUUUCAGCUCUCAAGAUCUACACUGUGGCAGUUCUCCUGCCAUGACACUGAGGGGGAAGAGGCAGCAGAAAAGCUGAGCAACUCUCCCAUUACUCUUCAAAAGCUGGAGUGGAGUAGUGUUUAGUGAAGAUGUGUACAGUGGGUUUUUAUGACCUGGGAGCAAGGAGUCAUAGCUAGGAUAUGCUCUAGCACAGCCCAGCCCUUGCUUUUGAAGACACAAGUCUGCAGCAAACCAGUAGGAGGGGUGUGUUUUUACUGUCUCAACGUAAAUUUGGUUUAUUAGGUUUCAGGUUUUUCAGUAUUAGGAAAAUGCUGGGCAGGACAAAAGCAGAAUUAAAAAGUACAAGAAGGAAGUGGCAAACUGCAGCAUUAAGGUCUUUGUCUGUGAAAGGAGUUGGGGUGGUACCUGGUUCACCUCCUCAGGUUCCUGUGUGGUGCUUCCCCGGCAGGAGUGGCUGUCCAGCAGGCACUGUGCAGGGCGGGGCUGCCCAGAGCCGGGCUGCACCUGGGCAGGGCCCAGCUCAGCUUUCACUGGUGACUGUACAACCUAAAGAUUUCUGCCAGCAGCUGGUGGCUGUUCUGACAGCUUGGCUUCAACUUGAAAAUAAUGUAAGGACUCCAUUCAGUCACUUGGUAAGGGACCCUCUAAGAUAAAGAAGCAAACUGGUUUUAGCAAGCCUCAAGUCAGCAGCAGUUCAACCAGCAGCCUCCAUUCUCUGCAUGCACACACACAUAACACAGUUUCAGGCUUUAAUGUAAAUGCAGCCACCACACCCCAUAAUUAGAAGUUACCAAAAAAAACUCCAGCCCACUUUUUUUGUAAUUGCUUAGGUAGAGUCUGCCAAGAGAGCAUUUUCUCUUGUAGCUCAGUCUUCCUGCUCCUACCACUGUUUCCACGUUGGCUUGUUUCAGCUGUAGAACUCUUCCAUGGCUCACUCCUGUAAUUUCUUUAUCCCUUCUACUUCUAGUUUAGCCCUCAUUUAGGUUAAGCAUUUGUACUCCAGUGAUUCAAUGACAGAUUCUGACAACAGACAUUUUAAAGCAUCAUCCAUGUUAAAUUAACCACGCAGUUUAACGUGGCUGUUGCAUCAGCUUUAGCCAAUUAGUUGAUGGCUAUGAGUUUGCCUGAGAGACUUCACAAGGAUUCUCAAAGGAAUUACUGAGUUUUACCCUUGUCCUUGUCAACAGCCCUAGGAGCAACCAGAACUGCCAAAUACAGCCUUACCCCUGCACAGAGAACCAGGGUAGAGCACAGAAAUCCUGGGCUGAUAACACUGCCAUAAACCUUUUUCAUUCCUUGCCCAACUCACCUGGGAGGUGCAAAAACUAUUUAUGAAUGCAUCUCUGUUUUCUGAGCAAACACAGUAUUUUUUCCCCGUGGGUUAAAUACUUGUUCUAAGUUAACUCUGAAAAAUUCUUCCUCCACCAAAACAGUCUAUGCCCACAAUGGUACUGAAAACUGCAGGCAAAAGGAAAGCUAGCUGAACUAAGAAAAUGCAGGAAAAGCAUGGGUUGGAUCAUCCUGCAGAGAGAAUGGCAUAAUUUGAAACAUUUUUCCCCUCCCUAGUAGCAGUCCAAAAUUUUAUUUGCAAAUUUGGAGGCAAGGUCAGGUUCGUGUAACAGGAAGCAGGUAGAUGGCAACCUGUCAAAUGCAGGAAGGCCACACAAAAGUGUAUGUGAGGAAGUCCCUGUUCUGCCACCCCCAAAAGAAUAAGCAUAAGAAUAAAUUUUGACAGAUGAAGGCUUGUGUUCCAAGCUCCUACAGCUCAGCCUAGAAUGCAGAAGACUGACAUUGCCAUCUCUUCAGCAAAUACAAAGAAACAACAAAAGUAAAAUUCCUUUUGGGAUCGUGCAAGUUCAAAGUAAUUUUGCAAUAUUUUGUAAGGUCCCACUGCAAAUGCAAGAGAAUAUUAUCUCAAUUUCCUAACAAUUACAGAUCACUUCAGCUUGAAUCCCCUCAUCCUGGGGUAUCACUAAUAAAGAUUACUGCUGAAAAUACAGGCAGACAACAAACCUCACUUCUAUCUAUUCCUAAGAGAGGAGAAAAAUCAGGGGUGCAUUUCUCCACCACUGCUUAAGGUAUGGCUUUCACCACACCCUCCUGCUCUAAUGGACUCCCUGAAACUUCCAAGAUGGAUUCUAGCCAUCUGUUUUAGGUACAGUGACUUCAUCCCUGACACAAGCCACAGCCGGUGAGCAGACUCCAGGCUGUAUGAAACAAAUCAGACCUGGAGCAUUCUGACAAUGCGCAGCCAUUGCUAAGCGCCAGCUCUGGCUGCAGCUGCAGCGAGUGAAAGGGCUGCACAGGCCCCUGCUGCAGUUAAGUGAGCUGCUUCCCCUGCUCCUCAUCAUAUCUUUCAAGAUUAAGUUAAUUAAAACAAAGCAGAAAAUAGGUUAGACCAAACAGAUUAAAAACACAUUUAUACAACAGAAAGGCAAACAGGUUACUUCCCAACUCUAUUUAGUAAGGCAGUUACCCAUAAAAUGCCAUAGCUUGCAGAGAUAAAAUUACCAUUCUGCAACUGUUUAAACCGGAGGACACAGAAUUUGCUUUGUUUCUGGCUUUUUCUGUGUGACUUCCUGAAAUCUUGAACCCUUCAAAACCAAACUUCAGGUUCAGAUGCUACUGAGCCAUCACCAUCAGAUUUAUCUGCUACAUAAGCCUCCCUUCUGAGGCCGAGCCCUGAAAGGCACCGAAACAAGUCCCAGUAUUUCACUUUCCUGGAACAUGAAAAGCUGUAACUGUACUUAUUUUAUCUUAAUCCCCCACAGCGUCUCUUCAGUACAUUGGCAAAUGAUCUUGCUUACCACAUCUGGAAGAUCCAGGAAACUGCUUGAACAAGCAGUGCAGUUUUCACACUUGGCAGCGGUUUGGGCUAUGGUACCAUGAAGUUCAGGAGCUCGAAUGAAGUCCGUGCUUGGCACGCACACACUGACCAGCCACUCUGACAAGCCUCACAGCACAGUCAGCCACUGCAGGGCACAGCAGCUCUCCACCAGCUGAGCAGACAUUGCAGCUUUCAUUCAGAAGGCACAGCUGUGUACUCUGAGUACGGAUAAAACGUCAAACUGAAGCGUUGCAGGUAUUCAUAAUCUAUUUAAUAGUGGGACACCAAAGAAGUACUACACAUUUUUCUUGAGCACAUUAGAUUUUGAUUUAAGCAAUUGCAAUUGAUGAAGUAAUUUCUCAAAAAUAGUCUUCUAUAUUCUACAAUCCACAGUUUACUGUAUCAGUCUAAUAGGUCAUAUAAUGAUAUACUGUUUGUGCUAACUGGUCUGAUCUUUAGCAAAGCAUCCUUCCCAUUCCUCCACCACCCCAAAAAGUGUUGACAAAAUUCAGCCAAAUUUAAAAAAAUUGUGUGACUUAUUUUAGAUUUUUCUGCUGACCUAAACACAAUGGGAGCUACUAGUUAUACACAUCUCAUGAACGAUGUUGCAUUUUAAUUCUAGAAAUCUUCAUGCUGAUAACAAUAAAGUAUUUUAUACAGCGA
Molecule: messenger RNA, 8178 nt
Organism: Zonotrichia leucophrys gambelii
Lineage: Eukaryota; Metazoa; Chordata; Aves; Passeriformes; Passerellidae
Gene: MIA2
Product: MIA SH3 domain ER export factor 2
Exons: 29
Coding region: 1-4176 (1391 amino acids)
Biological process (GO): protein secretion; endoplasmic reticulum to Golgi vesicle-mediated transport; vesicle cargo loading
Cellular component (GO): endoplasmic reticulum exit site; endoplasmic reticulum membrane
Molecular function (GO): protein binding
Source: RefSeq, a predicted model, not a curated record